Messenger RNA from Malania oleifera, 645 nucleotides. RefSeq lists its product as uncharacterized. NCBI's taxonomy places the organism in Eukaryota, Viridiplantae, Streptophyta, Magnoliopsida, Santalales, Ximeniaceae. The record is from RefSeq and is a predicted model, not a curated record. The coding region runs from base 79 to 450 and encodes 123 amino acids. The transcript has 4 exons.
AACGGGAAAAAACUCGGAGUGCGGGUGUUGGUGAUAGGGCAAUACGAACUCAGAAGACCGAAGAAAGAUCGUGAGACGAUGGCCGUUGCUAUGUUGGAAGAGGAAUCCGAAUCCCUGAACCCCUUCCAGGCUCUCUUCCGCCGGCGGCGCAGAGUAUUCUCUCAGGCAGUGGUGUAUGACCGAAGGGAGCCCUGGUGGAUAAAAUUGUCAAUGCUGCCUCUCUUUCUGUCUCUGCUUAGGCACACUAGCACCACUCUCCCCUGCCUGGCCAUCAAUCAACCAUUCAGGUUCAUGCGGAUGGGUUGCAUGAGUAGGUGCAAGGAUUGUGAGAUAUAUGAUGAUCCUUGGGUCGCCCCUCCUAAAACCUGUUUCCACAAGGAUAAAGCCAAGAAGGUACGAAUUUGUGACGAGCGGUGGUGCACGUGCAAGUGUCACCACAAAAGGCGUUGAGAAAGCAAACGUGUGAUCUGGGGAGGGUUUGCAUUUCUUUGGAAUUGGUUGGGGAAUGUUACAAAUGCAAAGAGAGAGAGAGAGAGAGAUUCUCAUAGGCAUUCAAAUAUUAUUGAAAGUAGCAUGGCUACAUUAGCUGAAGCAUACCAGCAAAAUCAAUAAAGUUUUAAUAAGUGCACGUGUUAUGUUUGAAAA